UGAACAAUCCAAAUAUACUCCACAUGUGCAGCCAAAGUACAACAGCACCAUAAAAGCCCAAAAAUUUGGAAAAUAUUUACGUGCAAAACCCAAAUAAGUCUAUUAAAAAAAGCUGCUGUGUGCGAGUGUGUAGCGUGUGAAUCCUUUGUCGUCGGUGUGCGUACGUGUCCGUGUCCAAAAGUUACGCGGCGCUGUUGUGUGUGAGAGCAGAGAGGCAAAUAUUUAAUUGGAUUUUAUAUAAGCGCCGUCGUUGUUUUUCAACAUUAUUAAAUAGUAACACACGCAAUUCACACACACACACACACAUGUACAGCCAGACAGACAACGCAUUUCUGUUGUGUUACCAUCGCUACAAGAAGAUUCCCAUGACAACAACAGCAGCAACAACAACAAUGACAACGUAGAGUAAAUAUGCAUAUGGGCGAACACAAUUAAAAAUACACCAAAGAGCGGCCAAAAACAGUUCCAGUUCCCCGCCCAGUGUUAGACAGCCACACACGCAUAUACUCAAUAUAUAUAUAUAUAUAUGUACAUAUAUAUGGAAGCAUGUGUGUGUGUGUAUGAGCCACCUGCUGCUGCUGCUAUUGCUAAUGCUGUCUACGCCACUCGUCUACAAAAAGAACAGCAGCAGUAACUUUAAAGCGAACAUCUCUACAUACAACUGAAGCAGCGCUGCUGCUGCUUCAAGCUGUCCCGGUGACACCGGGCAAUAGAGGGCGCUAAACACGCUGCCCUACAUUGACGUCAAAAACAAUAACAAAAAUAAUAACAAGAUUAACUGAAGCGGCAGCAGCAGCAAUAACUACAAUAAUAAUUAUAAUAUGAACGCCAGCCUGAUAUAUGAGAUACUCAUGUAUUUGAACUCAUUCUAUUUUGGCAUGUAUGCCGCCUUCGAGGUGGGCGUGGGCGUGCUAAAGGCAAUAAAUCUGAAUUAUGGCGAAAACGUUCUGUCACGUGAGGCGACAAUUCUGCUCUCCUUGUGCAUCAUCGAAACGUUACGCAUUGUCUUUGGUCGCAAGAGCAGCCUCAGCGAUCGUGGCUGGCAAGCGACCGCAUCCGUAAUAUUAACACUGCCCAGUCUUGCUAUUGUUAUCUAUUUGUGUUGUUUUCAAACUUAUGUUCUCAAACUCGAAAUUAUUCUGAGUGCCUUAAUGAUCACCCUACAAGGUGCUGAACUAGUCUACGCCAGCAUAUUCAUUUGUACAAUGUGCCGACCCGUCACAUACACCUAGC
Messenger RNA from Drosophila grimshawi, 1233 nucleotides. RefSeq lists its product as uncharacterized. The transcript has 2 exons. The record is from RefSeq and is a predicted model, not a curated record. Gene Ontology annotation, cellular component: ciliary transition zone. Lineage: Eukaryota; Metazoa; Arthropoda; Insecta; Diptera; Drosophilidae. The coding region runs from base 822 to 1232 and encodes 136 amino acids. Gene Ontology annotation, biological process: non-motile cilium assembly.